AUGGAGUUUCUUCUGGGGAAUCCGUUCAGUACCCCAGUGGGGCAGUGCCUCGAAAAGGCAACUGAUGGCUCCCUGCAAAGUGAGGACUGGACACUGAACAUGGAGAUCUGCGACAUCAUCAACGAGACAGAGGAAGGGCCAAAGGAUGCCAUUCGAGCCCUGAAGAAGCGGCUCAACGGGAACCGGAACUACAGAGAAGUGAUGCUGGCAUUAACUGUGCUGGAGACGUGUGUGAAGAACUGUGGCCACCGCUUUCACAUCCUCGUGGCUAACCGGGAUUUCAUUGACAGUGUUCUGGUCAGAAUCAUCUCUCCUAAGAACAACCCCCCCACCAUUGUGCAGGACAAAGUGCUUGCUUUGAUUCAGGCCUGGGCAGACGCCUUCCGGAGCAGUCCAGACCUCACUGGUGUUGUGCACAUAUACGAGGAGUUAAAGAGAAAAGGGGUCGAGUUUCCUAUGGCAGACUUGGACGCACUGUCUCCGAUACACACACCACAGCGGAGCCUCCCUGAAGUGGAUCCAGCCUCAACCAUGCCCUGGCCCCAGGCGCAGCCGAGGACCAGUGCCAGCUCCUAUGCCUCGACUCCUGCUCCCUACUGUGCUCCACAGGCCUCGCCUCUGAGUGUGACUGGCCCCAUCACAGCCAACUCAGAACAGAUCGCCCGGCUGCGGAGCGAACUCGAUGUCGUUCGAGGAAACACAAAAGUCAUGUCUGAGAUGCUAACAGAAAUGGUCCCUGGGCAGGAGGAUUCAUCUGAUCUGGAGUUGCUCCAGGAGCUGAACAGGACCUGCCGGGCCAUGCAGCAGCGCAUUGUGGAGCUCAUCUCCCGAGUAUCCAAUGAGGAGGUCACUGAGGAACUGCUGCAUGUCAACGAUGACCUCAACAACGUCUUCCUACGCUACGAGAGGUUUGAACGGUACAGGUCAGGCCUGUCGGUACAGAAGGCCACUAAUGGAGUACUGAAUGAGGUGACCGAAGACAACCUAAUAGACCUGGGGCCCGGCUCUCCGGCGGUGGUGAGCCCCAUGGUAGGGAACACAGCACCACCGGCCUCCCUUUCCUCCCAGCUGGCAGGCUUGGACCUGGGGACAGAGAGUGUCAGUGGCACCCUCAGUUCACUCCAGCAGUGUAGCACCCAUGACGGCUUCGAUAUGUUUACCCAGACAAGAGGGAAUUCCAUGGCAGAACAACAUAAGACGGUGACCUACCAGGACCCAGAGGCAGACAGGGGACUGACUUCAGCACCAGACAGUCGGAAACAGAGCUCUGAAGCGAUCCCCGUUGGGCAGCCCUCUGUCAUGGACGACAUUGAGGUGUGGCUCAGGACAGACCUGAAGGGUGAUGACCCGGAGGAAGGGGUCACAAGCGAAGAGUUUGAUAAAUUUCUUGAAGAAAGAGCCAAAGCUGCUGAAAUGGUCCCUAACCUCUCAUCACUCCCCGCGGAGGCCCAGCCCCCAGCCUUGGCCUCCUCUAGCCGGAAGAAGCCCGAGCGGUCUGAGGACGCCCUCUUCGCCCUGUAA
This is a messenger RNA of Chrysochloris asiatica (Cape golden mole), 1521 nucleotides long. RefSeq names its product target of myb1-like 2 (chicken) (gene TOM1L2). NCBI's taxonomy places the organism in Eukaryota, Metazoa, Chordata, Mammalia, Afrosoricida, Chrysochloridae. The record is from RefSeq and is a predicted model, not a curated record. Bases 1 to 1521 code for a protein of 506 amino acids. Gene Ontology annotation, cellular component: membrane; endosome. Gene Ontology annotation, molecular function: ubiquitin binding; phosphatidylinositol binding; clathrin binding. The transcript has 15 exons. Gene Ontology annotation, biological process: signal transduction.